Suillus paluster is the source of this 1563-nucleotide messenger RNA. Its product is annotated as peptidase family M48-domain-containing protein. Gene Ontology annotation, biological process: CAAX-box protein processing. Gene Ontology annotation, cellular component: endoplasmic reticulum membrane. The record is from RefSeq and is a predicted model, not a curated record. NCBI's taxonomy places the organism in Eukaryota, Fungi, Basidiomycota, Agaricomycetes, Boletales, Suillaceae. Bases 25 to 1422 code for a protein of 465 amino acids. Gene Ontology annotation, molecular function: metalloendopeptidase activity. The transcript is spliced from 8 exons.
UAACGCCCAGGACUGUACUGCACCAUGGAUCUGCUGCACAUUCAGCUCGCAGCACUCCAGCAAAAGUUAUCUUUUGUUGCAACCGAUCCAAUUGACUGGAAGUUUUACGUUCAAGCUUUCUCAUGGGGCGUUACGCUGUUCGAGUCUUACCUUAUACUCCGCCAGUAUCCUCUGUAUUCAAAAACUUCCCCUCCAGAGGUUCUAGCGGGCCACUUUGAUGCCGAAGCAUUCAAGAAGUCCCAGAAUUAUGGCAAGGACAAAGCCAAAUUCUCCCUUAUUACUGGAUUGUUUAAGCAAGCGCUUGAUUCCGCUAUGCUCCAUUACGGAUUAUACGCAUUCGCAUGGGAUAUGGGUGCACGGACGAUCGCCUACUUCGGAUAUGGCAGCGAGUACGAGAUUUUGCAAUCCCUUGCGUUUGUUAUCGUGCUCUUCAUCAUUUCAUCCAUACCUUCGACACCUCUCUCUGUAUACCAAACGUUUGUUUUGGAAGAGAAGCACGGCUUUAACAAGACUACACCCAUGUUAUUCAUCACAGACCUCUUGAAAAGCUGGGCGAUUGGCUUCGUCAUCGGCAUGCCAUUCCUCGCCGCUUUCCUUUACGUCUUCAAGUGGGCUGGAGACCGAUUUGUUCCAUGGCUUAUGGCAUUCCUCCUGGCCUUCCAGAUCAGCAUGGUUAUCAUAUAUCCAACCGUGAUACAACCACUGUUCAACAAGCUUUCGCCCCUCAAAGAGGGCGAGUUGCGCACGAGGACUGAAUCACUCGCUACGAAGCUCAAGUUCCCCUUGAAGCAUUUGUACGAGAUCGACGGUUCGAAGCGUAGCUCUCAUAGCAACGCUUACUUCUUCGGGUUGCCCUGGAGCAAACAUAUCGUCAUCUUCGAUACCCUGAUCAAAGAAAGCAAGGCCGACGAAGUCGAGGCAGUUUUAGCGCAUGAGCUCGGCCACUGGUACCACAUGCACCCAACAAAAUUGCUCUGCGUAUCCCAAGUCCACAUCUUCACCAUCCUUGCCAUGUUCCCCGCGUUUCUACACGCACCUCAGUUCCUCCGCGCAUUCGACUUCUCCGAGGCCGUUUCUGUCCGCCCGCCAACUAUCGUCGCAUUUUUGCUAUUCCAGAUGAUUCUCAGCCCCCUAGAAGCCAUCAUCGGCAUCGCGCUUAAUUUCCUUUCGCGCCAGUUUGAAUGGGAGGCUGACCGUUUCGCGUGUGAGAUGCAAGACCGGUUGUCGGCUCCGGAGAUGAAGGAUAUGGGUGAGAGGCUUUCAAGGGCGUUGAUCACGCUCCAUGUCAAGAAUCUGAGCACCGUAUGGGUUGAUUGGCUAUACUCGGCUUAUCACCACUCGCACCCCACAUUGACAGAGCGAUUGAAGGCCCUCCAGGCAUUCCAGGCUAAGAAGGAUGGAGUAGUGAAGAAGGAGUUGUAGACUCUAGAAACUCACUUCCGUCCGAUUAAGUACCUACAGUACAAGCAUCUGAUAAAAUUAUAUAUUUCAUCCUUUAGUCGAUUCUGUUGACAGAAGUGACACAAUCUAACCUAUGGGCGCCAGACUGCUCUGAUCCUGAUC